Molecule: messenger RNA, 2649 nt
Organism: Acipenser ruthenus (sterlet)
Lineage: Eukaryota; Metazoa; Chordata; Actinopteri; Acipenseriformes; Acipenseridae
Product: alpha-2C adrenergic receptor-like
Exons: 1
Coding region: 746-2035 (429 amino acids)
Biological process (GO): adenylate cyclase-activating adrenergic receptor signaling pathway; regulation of smooth muscle contraction; regulation of vasoconstriction
Cellular component (GO): membrane
Molecular function (GO): alpha2-adrenergic receptor activity
Source: RefSeq, a predicted model, not a curated record
ACAACUGGGUAUGUUUGUAUUCUUGCAGGUCUGUAGAGUUUGACUUAUUUGUGAAUUUAUUUUGAUCAAACAUUUGUUCUUACACGCAGAUUUUGUUUCGUUGUGUUUUGUUUAAUAAUAUAACACAAUAAAAAGAUGACAAAGGUAACGAUAAAUGUACAAUACGUGUUAAUACAAUGUAGCUGUGAAAUAAAUACAAUUUAGCUGUGUCUUGCAGAUCUUGCAGCGGGGCGGAACCCAAUUGUUAGUAUUAAUGUGAACAACACGUGGAUAUUGAAAGUCAGGCAGGACAGGUUGGUAGCAGGUUUUAUUUAUUUAUUUAUUUAUUUUUUAUAGAGGGGAGUUGUGCAAAUAGAGGAUCUGUCAGCUGAACGCAUAUGCGAUAUGCAUGAAAGAGAAUGAGUGGAUUAAAGAAACGCUAACAGAAUGGAUAUACGUUUGCUUUGCAACGACAUUUUGGCAAACUCUAAAGAAGGAUGCUUUUGUGUUUGUGAAAUUCGUUACAUUUUAUUCAUCACAAUUGUCGCGUUGGUUGUAAAAACAAAUAAAUGCAAUUUAGUAAUUUAAAGUUCCUGCUAAAAUGUGCAGGUAGGAAAUAUCUGGGACCUUUUGUUUGUCAUAAUUUGUUAUAUCAUAAUGUCAUGGCAAUUUGAUCGUUGACAAUGAAGAGCAAGGCGGAAUAGAAUCGUUCUUUGAUAUAUCAUACUACAAAGAAGAAAAAUGCAUAUUGAAUAAUUUAAACAAAAUGGAUUUACCAUUAAAUACCAGUGGAAUCAACGCGUCUCUUCUCGUCUUACCGGAUUCAACAUCCUCGGGAGUCGGUCAGUAUUCCCUGCCUGCUAUAGCGAGCCUGGCAGCAUUAGUAAGUUUCCUCAUUAUAUUUACCAUUGUUGGGAACGUCUUUGUUGUAAUCGCUGUACUUACAAGCAGGGCUCUCAAAGCGCCACAGAAUCUUUUCCUGGUGUCUUUAGCCAGCGCAGACAUCCUAGUCGCUACCCUUGUUAUGCCAUUUUCACUGGCUAAUGAACUCAUGGGCUACUGGUUUUUUGGAAGUGCGUGGUGCAAUGUUUACUUAGCUUUGGAUGUUUUGUUUUGCACUUCGUCAAUAGUGCACCUAUGUGCAAUAAGCUUAGACCGAUACUGGUCGGUGACCCAAGCUGUUGAAUACAACCUCAAAAGGACCCCUAAAAGACUCAAAUGUGUAAUAGUAGUAGUAUGGUUGAUUUCUGCUGUAAUAUCCUUCCCACCUUUAAUCUCUAUGGACAGAGACCCUGAAGAUGACGUUUACCCGCAGUGUAAACUGAAUGACGAGACAUGGUACAUUCUGUCGUCUUGCAUAGGUUCGUUUUUUGCUCCUUGUGUUAUUAUGAUAUUGGUGUACAUAAGAAUAUACCAAGUAGCAAAACACAGAACAAGGACUAUAUCUGAGAAAAAACAAGGGACAAACGGCUCUUCUCAAACUGACAAAGGACUGAGCAGAGGCGCCUCACUUAAAGCCAAUGGGGAAAAAGAAGAUGGGCAUUGCCUGUCUCAUCCCAAGGAGACCAAACCCCAGGAAGUAGAUGACAUAGACUUAGAGGAGAGCAGCUCGUCCGAUGGGAAAGGUAAAAAGGGUCAGGACACAAACUCCAAGAAGGACAGAAGAAGCAGGAGGAAAAACAGUUCUAUGUCUAAGCAAUCUAGUCGCAUUUCUAGGUCUAGCAACAAGUCUACUGAUAUGUUUACCUCAAGGCGAAAAAGAAGAAGCACAGUUUGCAGGAAGAAAAUCUCCCAAGCCAGAGAAAAAAGAUUCACAUUCGUCCUGGCUGUUGUAAUGGGCGUGUUUGUUGUCUGCUGGUUUCCGUUCUUUUUCAGUUACAGCUUGUAUGGCAUUUGCAGAGAAGCCUGUGAAGCGCCAGAAAUUUUAUUCAAAUUUUUCUUUUGGAUUGGUUACUGUAAUAGCUCUUUAAACCCAGUCAUUUAUACCAUUUUUAACCAGGAUUUCAGAAGAGCCUUUAAAAAAAUACUCUGCAAGAGAUGGAAAAAAUCCUUUUAAACUGUCAGAUGUGCCACAAUAAACAGUGCCGUAAGCGUUGUAUAUAUUCAAAAUCUGUCACGUUCUGGAUGUAUUGAGAUGAUUCAUGACCUUGACAAUCUAUAGACAAAUUAAGAUAUAUAAGUAUAGUCUAUUUUUAAGCACAGCCACGUUAAGAAUGGCAAACCCUACACAUGUUUCUGUAAAUAUCGUCAAGUUGCAAGUACUAUGUAUGUAAAUAACCUAACUUAAAGACACUAGGUGCGACUGAAUGCGUGUAGAGUUCACUGUACAUUUAGGUAAAUACAUGUGGUUGAGUGCAGAGCUUAUAAAUGUCUGUAUGCAGCAUUACACAGUUUUUCUGUAAUGUCUCCAUUCUGCUUUUCCCUUAUUAACAUAUUUUGAAUGUUAACAACUGAUUGAAAACAUUGAAAGCUGUACAGCCCAGUAAUGAAAUCGGUCUACUGUCUAGUUAAUGCUGUAAAUGGUUAAGUGUUAGAUACCAUGCUUCUGCAGCACACUAUUAACAAGGCUGAAAUGUUAACCCCUUCAUCUAGUUUUAGUCUCAUCUUGUUAAUAAUAUUCAAUAUUUGUUCUGAACACCCCUUCUUUACAUUUACAUUUAACAGCAUAUG